GCACCUUCCCGCCUUAAACCCGCUCUCCUCCCGAGAGUCGAGAGCCCUCGCCGUCCUCCGGUUCCUCUCCCCACUCCCAUUUCUCGGCAUUAUUUUUAUUCGGAUUAAUUCGUCUGUGUUUUUGGAGAAGCACAAGUCGGUCCCAAGUCGCGAGGGUUUAAUCUGGUGGCGGCUUAUGGUAGAAGGGAUGGUCGUCGCCGUGGCGAACGGGGUGAAGGUGGAAGCCGACGCCGCCGCCGCCACUACUGCGGAUUCUCCUAAAUCCGUCCUGGAGGACAAGAAAACUUCUGAAGGAAAGAAUGGGAACUCUUCCCUUGCAACAGAUCCAAUUAAGCAAGAGGUGGCUGAUGAUUUUGUGGAUGCAAGCUCGUCCCUGCCUGCUGAGUUCGAGGUCAAUAGCGGUGAUGUGCAUCCUGUCAUUAAGGCAGUGAAGGAGGAAAAGCAGCUACUGAAGCCAGUCAAGGAGGAGAAAGCUGAUGAUUUCGUGGAAGCAAGUUCUACUAUACCUAUUGAAGUUGAGGCCAACAAUGGCGAUGCAUCCCUGAUCACAGAAGCAAUGAAAAAGGAAGAAGAGCAGCUUGAGGAGGCCCGGAUUAAGGCAGAGGACGAAGAGGAAGCCAGGAAGAGGGAAGAAGCUGCAAGCCUUGCUUUUGAUCCUGAGGCACGGUAUAACAAGUUAGAUGAGCUGCUGACGAAGACUCAGCUCUUUUCGGAGUUUCUAUUUGAGAAGAUGGAUCAAAUCACUGAUCAGGAAGGUGUUGAAACUCAAGCUGAAGAGCCGCCGGUAGAAGAGAAGAAGAAGGGACGUGGCCGAAAGAGGAAAGGCAAUGCUGCGCCACAGUACAAUGAUAAGAAGGCUAGGACGGCAGUGGCAGCCAUGCUUACAAGAUCUCGUGAAGAUCGACAUGCUGAUGAUUGUACUCUCUCAGAAGAAGAAAGGUGGGAAAAAGAGCAGGCCAAUCUUGUGCCAUUAUUGACUGGCGGAAAAUUGAAGUCAUACCAGAUAAAGGGUGUGAAGUGGCUAAUAUCAUUGUGGCAGAAUGGACUGAAUGGGAUACUGGCUGAUCAAAUGGGCCUUGGGAAAACAAUCCAGACAAUUGGAUUUCUUGCUCAUCUGAAAGGGAAAGGCAUGCAUGGCCCAUACUUGAUAAUCGCUCCUCUGUCCACUCUCUCGAAUUGGGUGAAUGAGAUCUCAAGGUUUACUCCUUCUCUGGCUAGUAUCAUUUAUCAUGGAGAUAAAGUGGCCCGGGCAGAGAUAAGAAGAAAAUUCAUGCCCAAAAAUAUAGGCCCUGAUUUUCCAAUAGUAGUGACUUCAUACGAGAUGACCAUGUCAGAUGCUAGAUUACUUGCUCACUAUAAGUGGAAGUAUGUUGUUGUAGAUGAGGGACAUCGGUUGAAAAAUUCUAAGUGUAAAUUAUUGAGAGAGAUAAAGCGCAUACCAAUGGAAAAUAAGCUACUUUUGACUGGGACACCCCUUCAGAAUAAUCUGGCAGAGCUUUGGUCACUAUUGAACUUUAUUUUGCCUGAUAUUUUCUCAUCACAUGAGGAAUUUGAAUCAUGGUUUGAUUUUUCUGCGAAAGGAAAUGAAGAAGAACAAGAAGAAACUAAGGAGAAAAGAAGGGUCCAUGUUGUUUCGAAGCUUCAUGCCAUUUUGCGUCCAUUCCUUCUAAGGCGGAUGAAGGAGGAUGUAGAGCAGAUGCUUCCACGAAAGAAAGAGAUAAUCAUUUAUGCUAAUAUGACUGAACAUCAGAAGCGAAUCCAGGAUCACUUGGUUGAGAAAACAUUUGAUGUCUACUUGAAUGAAGAAUCAGAUAUCGUGUUGCGGAGACCUGGCAUUAAGGCAAAGCUAAAUAAUCUCUUCAUUCAACUGAGGAAGAAUUGCAACCAUCCUGAUCUUUUGGAAUCUGCAGUCGGAGCAAUAAGCCUGUAUCCACCUGUUAAUAAGCUUCUAGAACAAUGCGGCAAGUUUCAGCUUCUGGACAGGUUAUUAAAUUCCCUACUCUCGCGAAAGCACAAGGUUCUGAUAUUCUCACAAUGGACAAAAGUAUUGGACAUUAUUGAGUAUUACCUAGAUUCAAAAGGCCUUGAGGCUUGCAGAAUUGAUGGUCAGGUUAAGUUGGACGAGAGGUGGCGGCAGAUAGCAGAAUUUAAUGACCCGAACAGCAGCUUAAAUAUCUUCAUUCUGAGCACACGGGCUGGUGGACUUGGUAUCAACCUUACUUCUGCUGAUACCUGUAUCCUAUAUGACAGUGACUGGAAUCCUCAGAUGGAUCUGCAGGCCAUGGAUCGAUGCCACCGGAUUGGUCAAACACGGUCAGUGCAUGUGUAUAGGCUGGCAACAUCACAUUCUGUUGAGGGACGGAUGAUCAGGAAAGCUUUUGGAAAGUUGAAGCUAGAGCAUGUGGUGAUAGGGAAGGGACAAUUUGAACAAGAAAGGGCAAAGCCUAACGUCUUAGAUGAGGCGGAGCUGCUGGCGCUGCUCAGGGACGAGCAGGACGAGGCAGACAGGAUGAUCCAGACGGACAUUAGCGACGAAGACCUCUUGAAGCUGAUGGACCGGAGCGACCUGUCCGGACCACCUGUUGCUACAGACGCCGCUCCUCUUAUCCCUCUGAAAGGCCCUGGCUGGGAAGUCGUGGUGACCACGAAAAGCGGCGGCGGCAUGCUCUCGUCGCUCACCAGCUGAGCGCCGCCGCAAUGUUAGCUAUGACGACGAGGUGCUUGUUGGCCGCAGGUCAGGCCAUAUUUUGCAUAUAUAUAUGUGCCCCAAGUAACAAUUGAACUGGGUGUUGCGCCUGCAGCAGUAGAUUAGGCGAUGUUGUGAUAUUGGAGUACUUGUAAGCUGCGUUCUGACUUCAGCAGUGUGCUGUUCCGUUGCCGUAUUUCACAUGCGACUUCGUUCACGAC
Messenger RNA from Phragmites australis (common reed), 2907 nucleotides. RefSeq names its product ATP-dependent DNA helicase DDM1-like. Gene Ontology annotation, molecular function: DNA binding; ATP-dependent chromatin remodeler activity; ATP binding. The transcript is spliced from 15 exons. Lineage: Eukaryota; Viridiplantae; Streptophyta; Magnoliopsida; Poales; Poaceae. Gene Ontology annotation, cellular component: nucleus. The record is from RefSeq and is a predicted model, not a curated record. The coding region runs from base 176 to 2686 and encodes 836 amino acids.